Molecule: messenger RNA, 1143 nt
Organism: Lodderomyces jiufengensis
Lineage: Eukaryota; Fungi; Ascomycota; Pichiomycetes; Serinales; Debaryomycetaceae
Exons: 1
Coding region: 1-1143 (380 amino acids)
Source: RefSeq, a predicted model, not a curated record
AUGAUGGCUCACGAAAUACCAAUUCCAAUUAAAGUACAUACAAACGAAAUGAAUGAUACAUUUACAUCAUCACCAAAUAAUAAUCAAAAAUCUCAACAAUCAAAUUCAAAAAUUCAACCAAAAAUUAAUAUAGAUGAAGAAGUAAGAUUACUUCCAAGUGGUUUACCAGUAAAUUUUGGUCAUAAUAAUAAUCCAUCAAAAAAGAAUAAAGGUUCGAUUAAAUUAUCUUCGUUGCCAACAUUACCGAAUGGGGAGAAACCAGAUUUUUACAAUGACAACAAUAGUGGUAGUAGUAGUAGAAAAGAGAAUAAAAGGAGAGGAAAUAAAAAUAAAGAACUUGACAUAUCAAAUUCAAAUACAAGAUCAAAGUCCAAUAGUACUUCAUCAUCAAAAGAUUCUAAGAAAAAAUCAAAUAAUUCAACAGCAAAACAAGCAAUAGAUAUAGAACCGAGCUUACCAAAUGGUGAAAAACCAAAUUUCGGAAAUAAAAACAACAAUAAUAAUAAUGAUAAUUCAAAAUUAAAAAAAUUAUCAAAAUAUGAUAAAAAUGCAGUUGCAGUAACAUUAAAAGAUGAUUCAUAUGCUGGUUCAUCGUUUCAUUCAUCCCCAGCUGCAUUGGCGUUACCAAAACCAAAAUUUAAAUCAUCACCAAAACAAAUUAAUUCACAAAAAAAUUCAGAUAAUGAUGAUUUAACUGAUUUAUCAAAUAAAUUUUCUUCAAUUUCAACAAAUAGUGAUACAUCAAGUACAAGUUCUCAACAAACCACUCCUCCUAAAAAUUUAACUAAUUUAUCAUUACCAUUACCUCAAACUUUACCAAAUCCAAUGUAUCAGCAUAUUCCCCCUCAUGGACAAGUAAACUCAAAUCAACAGCCUUAUUCAUAUUAUAAUGGAAAUGUUGCACCACCAAUUCCAAUGCAAUUUAAUCAUUAUCAAAGUGGUCCACCGCCAUUUCCAAAUUAUUCGAACAAUAAUGUACCACCAAAUUUUCAUUCUUAUCCACAAAAUCCUCAGUAUCCUCAAUAUCCUCAAUACCCUCAAUAUCCACAAGCUCAUCCAAUUCCUCAACAAUUUCAACAACCAUUUCCAACAACCCAACAAGCUCCACCACAACAACAGCACCAACAACAAAAAUCACAAUAA